Molecule: messenger RNA, 210 nt
Organism: Guillardia theta CCMP2712
Lineage: Eukaryota; Cryptophyceae; Pyrenomonadales; Geminigeraceae
Exons: 2
Coding region: 1-210 (69 amino acids)
Source: RefSeq, a predicted model, not a curated record
AUGAACGUAAACAACUCCCGCGCAAGACCGAAACGGGGAUUGCAGCUCACUGCAGAGCAAAUCCAAGGGCGUAUCAUUGACUGCGAUGAAAGCUGCAUGCAGAAGGGCGGGUGUUUUGCGAUGGCCAUAUUCAAGGCUUCGACCGCAUUACAAGAGUCUGAGCUCGAUCAAAACAAGUUUGGCACUGCAGAAGGAAACCACUGGAGUUAG